Molecule: messenger RNA, 1983 nt
Organism: Paralichthys olivaceus (Japanese flounder)
Lineage: Eukaryota; Metazoa; Chordata; Actinopteri; Pleuronectiformes; Paralichthyidae
Source: RefSeq, a predicted model, not a curated record
AAAAUGACCCGAAACUCCAUCCACUGGUUCCGCAAGGGCCUUCGUCUCCAUGACAACCCCGCGCUGCAGGAGGCGGUCCGGGGGGCGGACACGGUGCGCUGCGUUUACUUCCUGGACCCGUGGUUCGCAGGAUCGUCCAACGUCGGGGUCAACAGGUGGAGGUUCCUCCUCCAGUGUUUGGAAGAUCUGGACGCCAACCUUCGAAAGCUCAACUCCCGCCUUUUUGUCAUCAGGGGUCAACCGGCCAAUGUGUUCCCGCGGCUCUUUAAGGAGUGGAAGAUCUCUCGUCUGACCUUCGAGUACGACUCUGAGCCUUUUGGGAAGGAGAGAGACGCUGCCAUCAAGAAGCUCGCCAUGGAGGCGGGCGUGGAGGUCAACGUGAAGAUAUCACACACUCUGUACGACCUGGACAAGAUCAUCGAGCUGAACGGCGGGCAGCCUCCGCUCACCUACAAGCGUUUCCAGACUCUGAUCAGUCGACUGGAUCCUCCUGAGAUGCCUGCGGAGACGCUGUCGGACGCGCUGAUGGGCGGCUGCGUCACCCCCAUCUCAGACAACCACGGAGACAAGUACGGCGUCCCGUCGUUGGAGGAACUCGGCUUUGACAUCGAGGGCCUUCCGUCAGCUGUGUGGCCCGGAGGAGAGACUGAGGCUCUGACCAGGAUUGAGCGCCACCUGGAGAGAAAAGCGUGGGUGGCGAACUUCGAGCGCCCUAGGAUGAACGCCAACUCGCUGCUGGCCAGCCCGACGGGCCUCAGCCCCUACCUGCGCUUCGGCUGCCUCUCCUGUCGCCUUUUCUACUUCAAGCUCACGGACCUCUACCGCAAGGUGAAAAAGAACAGCUCCCCUCCGCUCUCUCUGUACGGUCAGUUACUGUGGCGUGAGUUCUUCUACACCACGGCGACCAACAACCCUCGCUUCGACAAGAUGGAGGGAAACCCCAUCUGCGUCCGCAUCCCCUGGGACAAAAAUCCAGAGGCCCUCGCCAAGUGGGCCGAGGCUAAGACGGGUUUCCCCUGGAUAGACGCCAUCAUGACUCAGCUCAGGCAGGAGGGCUGGAUCCACCACCUGGCCCGGCACGCCGUCGCCUGCUUCCUCACCCGGGGCGACCUGUGGAUCAGCUGGGAGGAGGGGAUGAAGGUCUUUGAGGAGCUGCUUCUAGAUGCAGACUGGAGCGUGAACGCAGGCAGCUGGAUGUGGCUCUCCUGCAGCUCGUUCUUCCAGCAGUUCUUCCACUGCUACUGUCCCGUGGGCUUCGGCCGGCGCACCGACCCCAACGGGGACUUCAUCAGACGAUACUUACCUGUCCUCCGAGGUUUCCCCGCUAAGUACAUCUACGACCCGUGGAACGCUCCGGAGUCCGUGCAGGCGGCCGCCAAGUGCAUCAUCGGCGUCCACUACCCGAAGCCCAUGGUGCAUCACGCGGAGGCGAGCCGACUCAACAUCGAGAGGAUGAAGCAGAUCUACCAACAACUCAGCCGAUACCGGGGACUGGGCCUGCUGGCAUCAGUGCCGUCCACCAACGGGAACGGGAACGGGGGAAUGAUGGCCUACUCUCCUGGAGAGCAGCAGCCGGGGACCAACAACAGCAACAGCUCACAUUUGCUCGGAGUGUCAGGGAGCUCCGCUGCAACGGGUAACGGCAGCGUCCUACUCAACUUCGACAGCAAAGAACAGAAAGGGCCGAGCAGCGCCGGACAACGGCCGCUCCCCCAACAACAACAACAACAACAACAACAACAACAGCAGCAGCAGCAGCAGCAGCAGCAGCAGCAUGGAUUCCACUCAGUGCCAGACGGCAGCCAGACCCUCACCAGCAGCCGACUCUACCACGAGUUUGCGGUUCCUCAACAUCCAGGACUCCUCCUACACACCAGGGGCAGCAUCACAGGAAAACGGGAGCGUGAGUCGGAACGUGAAGCGUCGGGGGAGGAAGAACCGGCGUCCUGCUCCCUCCAUAAGAUGCAGAGGCAGAGUGCAGAG